AUGAACAGUGCUGAAGAGGGUGUUGCUUCGGCUGUACCCGACCAUAUCAAUUCCUAUGGAACAAUGUCCGUUGAGCAGAUGCAUAAACCACCCACCUCCGGGCCAGACUUGAAGUCCUUCCUCGCGGAUCCUACACCACUUGGUAUUAUGGGUUUCAUUGUUGCCUUAACUCCGUUUACCUGUGAAUUGAUGGAGUUUCGAGGUGCUUUUGGAACUGGAGCUGCAACUGUGGGCUCCCAGUACUUUUUCGGAGGAUUAAUUUUAAUUAUUGCUUCCGUACUCCAGUUUCUCCUGGGCAACACCUUCGUCUUUGUUGUUUUCGCAUCUUUCGCGGCGUUUUGGCUUUCCUAUGCUACGACAUUGACGCCCUUUUAUAAUGCUGCCGCCGCAUAUGAUCCGACUAACCCCGAAAAUCCGGGAUUCUAUAAUGCAUAUGGCUUCUUUACGCUUUUCAUGGGUCUGCUCUGCUUUAUAUAUCUCAUUUGCAGCCUCCGAACGAAUCUGUGCUUUGUCGCCAUAUUCCUUGGGCUCGUACUUGGAUUCUGCCUUCUCACGGGUACAUUAUGGCAAUUGGCGAAUGGAAACUUGGGUUUGGCUCGAGCAUUGAAGAAGGCUGCUGGUGCUUGCCUGGCUUUGGGGUCGUUGCCUGGCUGGUACUUCCUCUUUGUGCAGUUGCUAGCAACGGUUGACUUUCCGUUGACAUUGCCAAUUGGAGACCUCAGUCGUAUCAUUCCAGCUGCGAGUGAGCGGAAGAAGACAAAUUGA
Messenger RNA from Aspergillus caelatus, 765 nucleotides. Its product is annotated as GPR1/FUN34/yaaH family-domain-containing protein. Gene Ontology annotation, molecular function: acetate transmembrane transporter activity. The record is from RefSeq and is a predicted model, not a curated record. Bases 1 to 765 code for a protein of 254 amino acids. NCBI's taxonomy places the organism in Eukaryota, Fungi, Ascomycota, Eurotiomycetes, Eurotiales, Aspergillaceae. The transcript has 6 exons. Gene Ontology annotation, cellular component: plasma membrane.